AUGUACUUGACCAGGAGCGGGGAAUUUGAUGUUGCGUCAACGUUCAUGAAGGAGACCGGUGUCUCGGUGCCAGAGCAUUUGUUAGGUGAAUUUUGUAAGAUGUAUGAUAUCUUACAGCAUAUUCAGGCUAGAGACUUGGCUCCCGCUAUAGAAUGGGCUACACUGAAGCGCAGUGACCUACUGGCAAGGGGAAGCAACCUCGAGUUCAGCUUACACAGACUACAGUAUAUUGAUUAUCUGAUAGAACAGAACGAUUCAGUGAAAGCCAUCAAUUAUGCAAGAAGACAUUUGUCAGCAUUCAAAGAUCGGUACUUCAAGGAAACCUCCCAGCUUAUGUCGGCUUUGUUAUAUGUAGGGACUAUCGAUAAGUCGCCAUAUGCCUCAGUGGUUAAAUUUCCAACAUAUGAACAGCUCAACAUGAUGUUUGCAUCUGAAUUUUGUUCCCUACUGGGAUUCCCGCCCCAGUCACCGCUUUAUCUUGCAGUUACAGCCGGAUCUAUUGCAAUACCAACUCUUAGCAAAAUGGAAUCAGUUAUGAAGCGACGGGGAGCUGAGUGGACAACGACUCAAGAGUUACCAGUAACGAUAGAUCUUCCAGAAAUCUUACAAUUCCACUCUAUUUUCGUAUGUCCAGUUUCAAAGGAACAGACCACUGAGACAAACCCUCCUAUGAUGCUUCCAUGUGGUCACAUUCUGGCCAACGAUAGUGUGAGGUCUCUGGGCAAGGAGAGUCCAACUCACAUGUUCAAGUGUCCCUAUUGUCCGGUGGAUACCAACUAUUCACAGGCUAAGCGCGUCUAUUUCUAG
Molecule: messenger RNA, 807 nt
Organism: Sugiyamaella lignohabitans
Lineage: Eukaryota; Fungi; Ascomycota; Dipodascomycetes; Dipodascales; Trichomonascaceae
Gene: RMD5
Product: ubiquitin-protein ligase RMD5
Exons: 1
Coding region: 1-807 (268 amino acids)
Biological process (GO): proteasome-mediated ubiquitin-dependent protein catabolic process
Cellular component (GO): cytoplasm; GID complex; nucleus
Molecular function (GO): ubiquitin protein ligase activity
Source: RefSeq, a predicted model, not a curated record